CUAUUAAAAUCACAGCAUAGAUUGAGAGCUAAAGAUCAAGAUGAGGACCAAGAUGAGGAUCAAGACCAUAACACUGAAGAUGGCAGCGAGCAGUGCAGAGACCUCGCUGGAGAAAAAUGAAUUUACUCCUAAUAUCAGCACCAUGCCUCCGAGACCAGAGGUGACGUACAACUGGAUCAAUAUAACUUCAGAGUUCUUCCACGCUACUAAAGACCUGCAGCUGGGAGAACUUCUGCAUGAUGACAUCUUUGGGUUGUUUGAGGCCAUGUCUGCCAUAGAGAUGAUGGACCCCAAGAUGGAUGCUGGCAUGAUGUGCAACAGAGGGAAGAAGGUUCUCAAUUUUGAUCAGGCUGUGAAGGCUGGUGCUCUGAAGCUCAACAACCUUACCAUGGAGGAACUUGUUGGGAUCAUGGACUCAAUGCUGGCCUGCCUUGUCACCUGGCUGGAAGGACACUCAGCAGCCCAGACCAUCCUUACCUGCCUCUACCUGCACAAGCCUCUUAGCAUUGAGGACAGAGCACUGAGAGCAUUCUCCAUACAGACUCUGAAGCUCAUUGCCAUAAUUAACAAUGUUGUUCAUAGUGCUGGUGUGUUUGAAGAGGAGGACUUCCAGCCAGCCUUAUAUGGAUAUGGGGUGUGCUCCGAGGUGUCUGAGGUGCGGGCAGGAGGCAUGAUGAGGGAGGUGGAAGAGGAGCUACAGAGGGCAGUCAAGGCCACAAGGAACAGACAAGGAGAGCCAUGGGAUCCCAAGAUGCAGAAACAGCACGAAGAUGCAGUGGCACUCUUCUCAAGAAUACGCUUCAUGCGGCUGUUCUAUGCUGCACUGGCUGCCAUAAUGAGAAGAGAGCCUGUGUCCAUCCCUGAGGCAGAGAGGUGCUUGGCGUCGUGCAAUGAGCUGGUUUGUAUAAUGCAGAACACCAUUGGUCGAGGGCUGAAACCCAAGCAAGCCAAAGACGAAGAAGGCAAUAAAGUGGACUACCCAGUAAUCAUGGGGUUUGAGCCUCUCGUCAACCAGCGCCUCCUGCCGCCCACCUUCCCCCGCUACACUCGGCUGAGGACACGCAAGGAGGCCAUGAACUACCUGGAGGAAAUGGUGGCCCGCCUGCGUCACAUCACCAAGAUCACCCACUGCACUAGCUUCCACUCAGCUCUGGAAUUUAUUGAGAAUUUUUCUGAGACUCGACCUUGUGUGUUGUCUCGGUCCCUGGCACAAGUCCUGUACCUGGGUGGGGAGAAGCUGUGGGGUGGCCAGGCAAUGGCAGAGGCCCUUAGAGAGGCUGCCAGAGGAUUUAUAUGUCCCCCUGCUCUCCUGCCUAAAGCACCAGUAAUGAACAAUACUCAGGCCAGAGACUAUGUUGACUCGUUCUUCAACCGAUGUGUGCGUCCCUUUGAGCAGCUGGUCCAGACGUGUGGCCACAACCGGGCACGUCAGAGGGAUAAAGUGGCCCAUCUCUUAGAAGAGUUUGCAAUGCUGCAGGAUGAAGCUGAUAAAGUGGAUGCAUACCUACAUAAUGUCUUGUUGAAGAGUGACCAGCCAAGGCCUCAUUUAGCCUACCUGGGCACCUGGGUCUUGUAUCACACACUAAGGCUGAUGAUCAAGUACCUGCUGACAGGAUUCACCUUGGAGCUUUAUGCUGUACAUGAGUAUCACUAUGUCUACUGGUAUCUCUAUGAGUUUGUGUACGUAUGGCUGGUGAGUGCAUUGUCCAGAGCGGAUGCAAUGCUGCUGGAACAGGACGGCUACGACACAAACAGAGGGGGAAAGAGUGGACGUUCAUCGAAAAACAAAAAUAGAAACAGAAAAAAGCAUCGACCAUAUGGAAAGGAAAUCACGUACAACCAGGCUCUCCAGCAUCUGUGUGGAGGAUAUUAUAAGGCAAUGUUGGGUUUGAGAGAGGCAGGGAAAGUCAAGUUACCACUUCAGGAGUUUGACAGUGAGCAGGUCCGUUACGAGCACCGGUUCCUGCCGUUCAGCGUGGUGAUGACUCCGCCACCAGUGCACUAUGACCAGUUCCUCUCCAUGACCGACCUCUCAAACUUCUCGCAGCCAGUGUCACCAGCCACACUCUUCCAUGACGCAAGGAAUCACUUCUUCAAGGCACGUUCUCUUCUUGAAACUAUACAUGCCCCAAGUACUGAGGUUCAGCAGCUGCUGAAAGUUGUGAAGACGAACUUUGUUGUCAUGAAACUCCUUGAAGGCGGCCACAAGGCUGACGACCCCACUCGCCCUCAGUUUGACUUCACCACUCACCCGUGCUUUCCCAUCAUCAAGAUUUAGCAGAAAGUUGUUAGGAAGCGAGUUCCGAAGGAGCUCCUUCCUAUCAAUGAGACAGAAGAAGGUAGAUAAUCUGGAUUUAAGAUUUAUUACAGGAAGCAUCUAUUUUUGCACAAACCAUAUUUACCACCAUUGUAGAAGACAAGAGCUCUAGAGUAUCAUCACCUUGAAUGGAAUGAUUUGUAAAUACUGAAGAUACUAUACUAUAUUUAGCAUACAUGAAGCACAAUUAGUCUGCAGAUUGUGUAAGGUUUUAUAUGCAUCUAAUCCUGUAUUUAUGAUCUGUAGAUUCCACUUUCCUAAAUGCAAACUUUAACAGGAAACAUUUGAAAGGAUACUUGAAGCAUAGGAUUUAGGCUUCAUGGCGAAUACAAUGUUGCUUCCAAGAUGCUGGUAUUUUUGAAGUGCAUAAUAGCAUCAUGUGUUUUCUUUCAAUAGUCUGAGAACAACAGUACCUCAGAUAUUUGGAAGAAUUAAGGAAACUGACUAAAGACUAAGAAGAAAUAUUCACAUCAUGAAAGACAUAACUUAACCUACCAUAUCUAACUACAUACGAAAGUGGUAUGAGACUGCUCUGUGGAAGUAGAAUGCCACACUGUAUAGUCAGAGCUAAGAACACAUGCCUGAGGGGACCAACAGCUGUACAAGGGCAAUGAAAACCCUUCACACUACAGCACUACAGCAGGUAAAGCUCAGACAUCUAGUUGCAUCCCAAACUCAUUUGUCCUUAGCUUUAAUAAUGGGACUUAAAGCUUUGAUCUGUCAGGACAUGGGCAGCCAGUCAGCCAAGAUCAUUGAGUUGCUGUUGCUGGAGAAUAUGCUAACAUGCUGUACCUAUCUUGAGCCAAGACAAGCAGCAGUGAAAAAGCAUGAAUUGUGGCCAGUUAUUUGUGCACAUCUGCAGUAGAGGAACACCUGUAAUCAAGUGAAAUGUGCUCUCUCAUGCCCAGUGUAAUAUGCACCUUGUAUGUGUAAUUUAAUAUAUACAGUAGUAUUUGUAUAAAAUGUGUGAUUGGAGAAUACUAUACUCUCUGCAGGAUAAAAUGUAUGUUCUCACUGAAAAAUCUUUGUUGUUUACAUUGAAGGGAAAUAUCAACUCAGCGGCAAGAGAGAAUUGAUCAUUUGAAGUCAGUACUGGCAGUUCAGUAAUGGAUAUCAAAACCAGUCAUCUGAAACAAAGCUGCUGACUUCUUCAGUGUAUGGUGUUGACUAUUUAUUCAUGGAAAUAUCUAGUACUUAUAAGUUAUUGUGCUUAUUUAUUUAUUUUUCCACUGAUAUUCAGCUGUGAUAUAAUCCAUCACACCAUACAUUGUUUUUAAUAGUAAAGUAAAUAUUUCCCAACACAUUAAGUUGUAUUCCAUGUUUUAAUUACUUCACUUUCUAAAAGCAUUUGAACUUAAGGGUAAUAUAUCUAUUUUACUGUAACAUAUGUUUUUGACUUCAUUGAUCAUGUAAUACACUGUCUUGACAUUAUAUCAAUGGUUACUGCCUACUAAUUUUGUUUCUUAAUAUCAGUCAGUUCCAAGAAGAGCUCAUACAGCAUCAAAACACAGGACUUAUCUGUGCUUACCAUUGAUGAAGAUACCUGAUCUCUGAUGUGUAACUGUAUCCUUCUGCAUAAUGCAAUGUUAGAUUUGAGAUAUAAGGUGGCAAUAUCAGUGUUCCUUCAUCAGUUAUCAGGAUGAAAGUAUUCCCAGAGAAGCUGCUUUCGGCACCAGAAUGUGUGAGGAAAGAGGGAAUCCUUCAGUCACCACAUAUUUCUUACAAAGCCUAAGGUGUGCAGUGUUUGUGUAGGCAUUUGUGUUGGACUAUUAGAAUGUUGGAAUCUCAUAUCAAGACCAUGUAUUGCAGCUGCAGUAGAAAAGGUGACAGUGAUGGUGAACAUUUAGAGGAAUUCUGCAUGAAGUGACAGGCAAGAAGUCUUGUACAGUAAAACCACCAUAAAUUGGCAUGAUAUUGGCUUGGCCUCCAUCAUUUUAUAGAAAUUCUUACUCAUGAAAAGUGCCUCUACAAGCCUUUGGAAACCCCUCCGACAGGUAAGGACCUUUUUAUUUAUAUUUCUUUGUCUUCAGAUUCAUCCCUUUUUUCCUUCUCGAAUUUUAUGCUCCACCUUGCUCUUAAGACUUGGCACUGAGAAGGGCUGCUGGCUCUGGUGUUGGUUUUGGUUGAAGGUUGGGAGGUCCAGUCUUUGCAAGGACAUUCAUCUCUUGUGGUCUUAUUUAUGGUUCCUCUUUGUGGUCUGAUAUGCUGUCCUAUUUCUCUCAAAUAUCACCUAAUUUUCCUUAUAUUUCUUCUUUUGGUGCUACUUAUGUCAAAAAGAUUACCAAUAAUGUGAUCUUCAUUUUCAACAUACAGUCUUUAAAUGUUUUUAAUUCCGAUUUAUAAAUGUCAUGGAGGUUUUAGUGCAUUUAGUAUCGUUGUGUAGAAAGCUUUUCUUCCAUAUAUUACAUAAUACAGAGAACAAUAUGCAACCUGAUCUUUCAUCAUGUAGUUCAUCGUUCAGUCAUACUUGAAGUGUGCAUCACAUACGAGGUUGUGUUAAGUUGUGUUGGGUCAGAUAGUAAUGCCUUUCCACUUUGUGUUUGUCCCAUCUAGCUUCAAUCGUGUGUCAAUUCAUAGAAAAUGUUGCCCAUACAGAUAUACUAAGCAUGUCACUAAAGAACUGAAUAACUUUGAAAUUAAGCUGAUGUACUAGAGAACUUAAGAAAGUAAGGAGAGUUGAAAAGGCCAAAUUACAGACAGCACCUCCUCAGGCUGAGCUUUGAUGUCACGUAUAGAACUAAAUGAAGAGUGACACUUCUAUUUUCAACAAUUAUGUGACUAAGAAUUCACUCGGCAUUGUAAAGGAAAUUAAACCACUUUAACAUUCCCUUAUGUAGAAAGUGCUGUAUGCUAGAUAUACAAUAUCCUCAACUGCUUAGUGUAUUAUAGACAACAAUUUUCAGUAUGUCUUGCUUGCUUAAUUGUUGAAAUGCUGAGAGGCAGGAGAGUAUUGGAAGAAGCACAGUGAGGUGGAUGGAUGUGCAAUGCUGCUGUUGGAGUUAGCAAGGGAGGGAAUCAAGAAGUAGACUGUAAAUUUAGAGCCUUAUCAAAAUAAUAAUCGAAAUAGCAAUGGUGACAAGUUGAAAAUUAUAGUGAUUUUGUCCUUGUCUGGUGGUGAUUGAACUCCAUGUCACCUGUUUGCAUUCACUUUCAUUGCUUGUCACCAGAUGGCAGAGUGUAUGUUCGGAAAAACAAUGAACAUGAGUGAAAAGAGAUCAUGUAAGCAACUGUAUUUCCUUGCUCUGUUCUAGAAUGAAAGUAAUUGUUGAUAUUAUUUUUGCUGUUAUUAUUAUUAUUAUUAUUAUUGUUGUUGUUGCUAUUAUUAUUAUUAUUAUUAUUAUUAUUAUUAUUAUUAUUAUUAUUAUUAUUAUUAUUAUUAUUAUUAUUAUUAUUAUUGUUGUUGUUGUUCUUGUUAUUAUUGCUAAUGUAAAUUUAGUUUUUAUUAUUUUGUAGAACACAUUUUGUAUUUGAAAACAAGGACAGACUUGAGCCAUUAUUUACAAAGCAAUGGCAUUUGUCUUUCAUAUUUUCUUUCAAACACUAAAACACAGUACUUUUCUGCUACCUUCUGUAUUAUUUUUUUUAUCAUGAAUAUAGCACUACAUAUGAAUACAAAAUUAAGUUGAUUUAAGGCUCAAAGUAAACGUCCUUUCGUUGAAUAUAAAACAGGAAAAAAUCUACCGAAUGAAGAGACCACAGUUGAGUGUAGUGAAAGUAUAGAGACGUAUUUAUUCAUCACCACAAAGGAAGAGGAGAAAGAAACGAAGGUGAAGUUCCUCUGCAGCAUUUCACUCUGCUAAUGGGUAUAACGAGAUCCUUCAGUGCCAUAAGUAUCAUUGCGUCCGUUCACAACUAGCAUAAGUGGGUUGUUGCCAGCCUGCACACAGAAUGUCAUCCAGUCCCCCAGGAGCUGGAACAGGUGUUAUCUAUUGCCUGAGGUUGCCUGGUACAAAUACACUAAAAUUUUGUAAUGACGUAGGAAGCAGACUGUUCGUACUAGUGUUUUGUAACAUGAUGCUUUACUGCUGUUGUAUAAAGUAACUAACCUGUGUAUGUAUGUAGUUUUAGUUUGCAAAUUUUAUGAAUUGUAUCUUAGGCUGAUAAAAAUACUAGAGGAUUCUGUCUAAUAGUAAAGUGUAGCUGCUGACUGACUGCACACCAAAGUAUAAGAGUAAAAAUGAUGAAUAGGGAAGCAUGAGAUGAAGGAAUGGUCACUACAUAUCACUCAAUGAAUAACAGUGCAUUUAGACAAUUGAAAUGAGAGAUGUGUGUACGUUGUGGAGGACUUCAAACAGCAACAGAUCCUUUGAUUCUCACUAGGCCAUUUGAUUACCUGGUGUGUGUGUUUGCUCUACUGUAAGCCAUUCACGUAUGUUUCAGGGGAAGGCCAGUUCUUUAUAUCCAAAAACUCACUCUUAGGUUGUAUAAAGGAAACAUUCAUUGAUAUAUAUGCAGUCAUUGGCAACAAAUUGUACCCACUAAAGGAAAGAUUUAUUUGCUGUAAACAGUAGUGGUAUGAAAGGUGAAGGCAUACUAUUUUGAUUUUCUCCUUUUAUAAUGGUGAAGAGUUCAUUAAAUGUGAGGCUUGCUGGAAAUGCCUUCAGUGUUUGUUACAGUCAUUAUUUACUUUAUCAAGAGCUUACUGUAUUUUUAAACACUGAACAUGGAGGUUUUUGAACAGUUAAAAAAUCUUCCUCUUUCUUCUGUAUGUGUAAUGAUAAAAAAGCAGAAGUGGCACUUUUUAUUCCUAUCUUUAGUGUGUGGUUAUUUUCUCAAUUUUCCCCGAAAUACUAUCUUACAUAUGCUAGAAAAAAGCAAUUUUGUAAAGAAUGAGAAGGAAGAAUAGUGAUAGAAAAAAUUGCAGCUUUGUUUUAUGCAGCAUUGUGGUGUUUAUUGUACAGGAAAGACAUGACAAAGAUAAGAGUUCAUUAUUUAUAAUUAUAUAGUGGUUUAAGCUUCUUUAAGUUAUUCAGUAAUUUUUAAUCAGUAUUAUUUUGCUUAUCAGCUCUUGAUAUUGUGAUACUGAAAGAUAGAUGAAGCUGUACUGACCUCUGGCAUGCUUAGUGAACAGCCACAAUGCUUUAUCUAUUACUUCUAACAUUGUAAUAUCCUUUCUUGUUCAAACCUAACCUCAUAUGAACAUCACUAUAUCAGCCUUAGAGCCAUAUAGUCAGUUUCUUGGCUCAGUGCCUGAAACCUACUCUAACAAAUUCAGUCUGCCUCCAGAUCAGUCAUGCUAUUAUGUCAGCAUGCUGUGGAAGAUGAGAGUAAGAACUGGAGUAGUGUUAUUUACUAGAUAUUCCCUUUGUAAGAUUUUCAUGGUAUCACUAUCAAAUCAAAAGGUUAGUGACAGUGAGCAUGAACAAGAAGUAGAGCAUCUCAUGUGUUCUGUCUUGCCAUAUGUGUUCUAAUUUCUGACUCACUCCAAGAGAGAGAGCAUUACUGUAAUAACAUUAAGUGGACUUCAUUAGUACUUGAUUUCUCUGUCUAGUUUAUGCAGGGCUACUAUUGAUUUUCCGGCAGUCACCAAUUGAGCAUUAGAACUGCUAUGGACUGACUUAUGUACUUACAAGGCUGGUGGGGACAGGUAGCUCUGUGUUAAUGCUUGCCUAAUGGCCUAACGGUUUUUUAUUUGAUUGUCUCAGUGCAGUUUCUCAUUGGGAAAGAUUGUGCCCUCUUGUAACCCUUGUUGGCACUGUUCAAUCUCAUUCUUACAGUGCUCUAACUCAAUUUGACCCCAGAAUGUAGUACAUGGGAGGUUUUAAAAACCUUUCUAUGCUCUCUCAUGUGUAUACUCAAGAUCUGAACUGCUGCUAUGGCUCUUAUGGUAUUGCUAAUGUACUGCUUGCUGUAAAAUCUGUGAAUGUACUAGAUCUGUACUGUGUUUUGUGUUUCUCAUCUUGUACCUGUUAUCACUAAUCUUGGUAGUCUCAAAGGAAGAUGCUAUUGUCUGUCAUCUUCCAUGGAUUUUAGUUGGAUGUUGAUUUGAGUAAGAAAAAGCCACAUAGUGAGCUUAGAAGAAUGUAAAAGCACUGUCAUGUAGGUGAGAAAAUAUGGAAAGACAAUGUGAUACUUCUUGUCACACUGAUGCUGCCACUAACACAACAUUGACUCUGCCAUGACACCCCAUGACGACACACUAUGAAUGUCUGUAAACAGUGUCACAUUUUUCACUGAACUUCCUUCAUUUCACCUUCGAUUUGCUGAUUGACCUGUGUUCUCAUCAUUUCUACACCCAUGCUUUACCACACACCAGCAGGCCUCUCCAGGUGGAUGCAGCUUGUGGUGGAGCAACAGUUCAUUGCUUUUCCCAGUAAUUUGAUGAUCUUCCUCUGAGAAUAUGAGGUGUAUGCAAAGAUCAUUUCACUUCUUAUAAUUAGAUAUGAGACUUGUUUGAAUUUUAAUUGUAUCCAAUGUGUGCUGUAUCAGAAUUUAUCAUAUUGAGGAUUUUCUUUAUUUCUGCUGCACCCUUUCCCGUCCUACACCACUAGCUCAUCUGUUUAUUUCCUGUAGACACAUCUUUUCUCUUACCACGGUGCUCUACAUGUAAAUAUGUAUGCCAUGUAUGUACUGCAUAAUUGUACUGAAAUGUGUGUGAUAGUAUUUCUGUGCAUGUAAUGAAUAUCUGUUUCCAGAGUGUGCAGUUCAGAAGAUGGAUGAAUGUUGUACAUACUAACCAUCUGUGAUGCAGCAGACUUACUGACUUUGUACUGAAUGAAGGUUGAAAGGUCCCCAAAAUGAUCUUUGAAACCUGAUGAUCAUUUGGUCCCAAUGUCUAAGGCACUGUACUUCCAUGUCAGGGGUUCAAUCCUGUCCAGGGCGCCUCUCAUGGCUAAGGAUAUAACUCCCGCCUUCAGAUCAAUUUCUUGGUGUUUCUGUGACGCUCCAAAAGGGGUAGUGACAUUGAUGCUGUUCCAAAGAGUGCCGGAAAAUUGAUGGUUAGCUGGUAUAAGUUAUUGAGUUUCCAAGGAAGCCUAAAGUAGCCUAAGUUGUCACUGGCUGAGUAACAUGCUACACUCACUUCAGCAUGUUAAGCACUUUCCUUCACUGUCUUGCUCUGUGAUCUGCCCAGAAUGCACCGGUGGUCAGGUUGUACAAGGAGACUGUCAUCAGAUCAGAGGAUGUAUACUGAGGGAAGCCACUGAAUGCUGGAAGUGAGUACAGCAGGUAACUUGAGUUGUGAUAAUGACUGCAUUGCUUAUAACUUCUGUCUGUUACCUGAAACCAAAGCAUAAUUAUAGCUCGUAUGAAUAUAAGGAUGUUGUACAUUGCUUUGUCAGGGAUGUACAUAUGAUAUUUAUGAAUUUAACUCAUACUGCAAAAUGUUAAUGUAACCCAGAAACAAGUGCUCUUGAUAUUUAAGUGUAAAUCCAAAUAGAUGUGAUAUAGAUAUAA
Portunus trituberculatus (swimming crab) is the source of this 9712-nucleotide messenger RNA. It is a transcript of the gene Naa35, whose product is annotated as N-alpha-acetyltransferase 35, NatC auxiliary subunit-like. Gene Ontology annotation, cellular component: NatC complex. NCBI's taxonomy places the organism in Eukaryota, Metazoa, Arthropoda, Malacostraca, Decapoda, Portunidae. The record is from RefSeq and is a predicted model, not a curated record. The transcript has 14 exons. Gene Ontology annotation, biological process: N-terminal peptidyl-methionine acetylation. Bases 41 to 2278 code for a protein of 745 amino acids.